Suillus paluster is the source of this 2103-nucleotide messenger RNA. Its product is annotated as Alpha/Beta hydrolase protein. NCBI's taxonomy places the organism in Eukaryota, Fungi, Basidiomycota, Agaricomycetes, Boletales, Suillaceae. Gene Ontology annotation, molecular function: serine-type endopeptidase activity. The record is from RefSeq and is a predicted model, not a curated record. The coding region runs from base 1 to 2103 and encodes 700 amino acids. The transcript is spliced from 7 exons. Gene Ontology annotation, biological process: proteolysis.
AUGGCUUUACUCCAGCACACCGGUUCAUCAACCUAUUACACGGAAUUAGUAGAGCUUCCGGUUCCUGUAUCUGCCGAUUUCGUUGGUGGUGAUGUUGUACGAGUCACUUAUUCUGUUCGCGAUCACGAACGUAACAUCAAGCGAUCUCUUACCAAGACGUUCCCCGUCAUUACUUCUGAUGAUCAGAUAACCUCUGCCAUCACCCAUGAUUCAUCUGAAGUCAAGGCGUUCACAACGUCUCCCUCCAAGUCUCGUCAGGCAAUCCUACGAGAGGUCGGUAAUGGCACACAUACAAAACGAUUCGUCGAGAUCUGGGCAGGCACCCAGAUGGAGGCAUCCUUAGAUGUCACCAAGUACCAUGAUGUCUUUCAUACAGAUGCAAAUGUCAACGGCGACGACGACGCUUCAGACGAUCCUUACCCAAAAUUCAGAUAUACCCCGAACUUUGGAGAACCAUCUCGCACCAAGAAAAGACCCACUAUCUUUCUAUUCCGCUGGACACGGUCCACAGCGUUCACCAGGGCCGCUAAACAAGACAUGCUACUUUUGACCCUUUCAAUGGCGCAGCCUACCCAAGUACCUGUCUUAUUCGGACAAGCUACUUUCGCAACAGAAGAUGUCAUCUUCGCCACUGGACACGACCAUACCAAAGACGGUCGACUACUUGGGGUUAAAGGGUGCUUCAACCGUCCAAUGGGCAUAUGGGAACUCAGACUUCCCGAGUCCGCAAGCUUGCAUGGAACCCCCUUCGGCACUACAAUCUCGUGCAACUCUUUGAGGCUGACACCACCAGAACGCUCUUGCCGUUCGCCUCGUGUGUUUUUUGCUGACAAUCAGACACCCUAUAAACUCUUUUGGUUCUCAAACCCCGUUGGUGGUGCUCAUGCAUCUUGCGUUUCUCUGGAAUCUCGCGAUCUCAUCACUGGUACCCACAAGGUUCUCGUGGACACCGUCAUGGAGCCUGCCCCCGAAAACAACUUUCCAGGACUUUAUACCGAGUAUAAUAUACCUUCCAGCCCCUUUCUACGUCGCGGAGACAAUGUAUUCAUCGUGCUACAGUCCUUAUGGCGCUCGCGCACAACGGUGCUCUUCAUUGAUAAAGAAACGGGAGAAAUCACAGACGAGACAAAAAUGCGCGACAGCGAACCCAUGUACAGUUGGAACGUACUUGCUACAGAUGGCAAGACGCGCUUCAUCUGUUCGAGGAGCACGCCUACUACCCCAUCUGAGGUAUUACUGGGAUACUUUGAUCCGCAUGGCAACCUUAAUUGGAAAGUCCUAGAUAAACCAACGAUCUCUGUAGAAACUGAGAAAGCGCUCAGCGACCUUGCUGCGUCAAUUAUACCCAUCGGUGCACGUCCUCCGACAGAGACUCUCGUCAUUCAGUCAACGAAGCUCUCAUCAACGCCUGGUCCCAAACCUGUCUGCGUAACCGUUCCACAUGGAGGACCUCAUGCAACGUCGACGACAGGAUUCUCUCCAGCCACCGUCGCACUAGCCCUAGAAGGAUAUACCAUCUCUCUACCCAACUAUACCGGCUCCAUGGGAUUCGGCGAGAAAUACAUAACAAAACUUCUCGGGCAUUGCGGGUCGAUGGACGUAGAAGACGUGGUAGAAAGCGUCAACGAGCUCGUCCGACUUGGCAUUUCAGAGCACGGGCGACAAGUCGUCCAAGGUGGAAGUCACGGCGGUUUCCUCGCUGCGCACCUCAUAGGACAAUACCCAAAGCUAUUCAAUGCAGCAGUCAUGCGCAACCCUGUCAUUUCCGUAGGUGAACUCACAGGGUCCGACAUCCCCGACUGGAUCUACGCCGAAUUCGGACUCGAAUUCACCCCCCAGUCGAUCAUGACGCCCGCCACGUUCAAAACGCUAUUCGAAGCAUCGCCAAUCGCGCAUGUCGAUCACGUGCGUGCACCGGUUUUGUUACUACUCGGGGAAGACGAUAUGCGUGUGGUUCCAACGCAGGGAAUGCGGGGAGAGAUAGGGCGAGUGGAGAUGUUGACAUUCCCGAAGGAGACGCAUCCGCUUGAGGGGGUUGAGGCUGGGAGGGUUUCUUGGGAGGCUGGGAGGGAUUGGUUUAAGGCGUUUGCGGAGGAAUGUUGA